UGCAGCUACAACAGUCUUGGCCAACAAUAAAAGCAUUCAUUACUUUAGUGAGCUCCCAACCAACACCAGCACGUUAGUCAACAACAUUAUCUCCCGAAAAGAUAGAAAAAGAAAAAGAGAAUGAAUAUGUAAGGAAAGAAAAAGAAUUAAAAUGAUUAAAAAAAAAUAAAGCAAAAAAGAACGCACAGCAGCAGCAUCCUGCAGUCUUUGCUUUGCUCUGCUUUCCAUGUAAGCUGCUUUGGCCUCCCAACCCAUCUUGUCUCUUCAAUCAAAUUUAUAUUGCACAGACUCUGUUAUUGCACUUGCUGUUCUUGCCUUCAAAACUCUGCAGAAUCUGAAAAAUUCAGUGUCUUAGAUUUUGCUCAUGUGCUCUUGAACCUUGAUCAUUGUUGGGAAGAAAAAAUCCCCAAGCCAUCCAAUCCAAAUACCAAUCUUCAGGUAAACUUUUGUUUCUAUUUAGUCUUUGUGUUAAUGUCUAGGGCAAAUUGUAUUGAAUGAUUUGCCCUACUGUCUGAAAUUACAAUUCUCUCUGAAAAAAGUGAACCAGAGGGAAGAAAGAAAAAUAUGAUAUUGAGAAUAUCAGCAAAAUAGAAAUUUUCUGUGGGUGGUUUUGGAAUUUAGAUUAGUGAUGGGGUCUCUAGGAGGCAGCCCAAAAACUUGGAUACCAUAUAUGAACACCAAAGAUUGUUCUCAAGGGUUUUGCAGUCUGUAUUGUCCACAAUGGUGUUACAGGAUAAUACCACCUCCACCUGUCUUUGAGUUUCCUGAGGACAAUUCAUCUUCCCCAAGUUUCUCUCCUCUUGUUAUUGCAAUUAUUGGCAUUUUGGUGAGUGCUUUUCUUCUUGUUAGCUACUACACUAUAAUAUCCAAGUACUGCGGCAAUGCGGACCGGAGGAGAGCAAGAAGAGAAGAUCAGGAGCAGAAUGAGGAGAUGGAGGACCCUCACAAUCCCUCCAUCCAUGAACCCUGGCAUGUCGUGACGGCCGGCUUAGACGAGGCUCUGAUCAAGUCAUUAACAGUUUGUAAGUACAAGAAAGGAGAUGGAUUUGUUGAAGGAACAGAUUGCUCAGUUUGUCUGAGUGAGUUUGAAGAAGAUGAGAGGCUUAGGCUGUUGCCUAAGUGCAACCAUGCUUUCCAUCUCCCAUGCAUUGAUACAUGGCUUAAAUCUCACUCAAAUUGCCCAUUGUGUCGUGCCAACAUAGUUCCUCAUCAGUUGCCUCACCCUGCCGUGACUGAAACUCCAUCAUCAACCAAUCAUGAUGCAUCAUCCAUGGCUGAAAGCCAACCAGCAAAUGAUCAAAAUGUUGUCACGGCACAAAAUUCCGAAACUUCUCAAAAUGUGGAAUCAAUGCAAGGAGAUCAUGAAGGGUAUCAUCAAGCAAUUAGAAGGUCGGUUUCAAUGGACGAUUGGCGUCAGAAUAAUCGAGUUUUAGUAGCUGAUAUUCUGAGCAGGAAUGAUGAAGAGGACGAGGAGGACGAGGAGGACGAUAUGAACUCAGAGUCAGAUGAUAUUGCUGAAGGAGUUGGCAAAUCUAGCAAUAGAAAAGGGGUGCUCCUGCAUUGUGUUAUGAGUCCUGUUGCAAUGAAGAGAUCAUUUUCAAGUGGAAGAUUCUUUCCCACUAGGCCUUCAAGAGCACGGAAUACAGUACUUCCAGUCUAGAAAACUUUUUGUAUUUUGUUUUCUUUUGGGGAAUGUGGAUUAAGCUGGCAAAUCAAACAGUUUGGUCCGGAUUAAUUAGCUAUUACAAUUAUUUGUUCAUGAUCCAUUAAUGAGUGAUUUGUAAUUCUCUACCAA
Messenger RNA from Prunus avium (sweet cherry), 1795 nucleotides. RefSeq names its product E3 ubiquitin-protein ligase Os04g0590900-like. The record is from RefSeq and is a predicted model, not a curated record. Gene Ontology annotation, biological process: protein ubiquitination. Gene Ontology annotation, molecular function: transferase activity. NCBI's taxonomy places the organism in Eukaryota, Viridiplantae, Streptophyta, Magnoliopsida, Rosales, Rosaceae.